AUGUUUCCUAGUAUCCAGCCAGGCUUGCGAGUGGAUGGACAACCAGCAGACAAAGGAAGCGAUAACAUCCUAGCUUUUGCCUUUUCCCCAUCAGGAGAUUAUUUUGUCUUGACAGAUGACAACAAACAGCUGAUUCUGUUUCGGACUAAGCCCUCUUGGGAAUGCAUUAGCAUCAGGUCUGUGAAUAGGAGAUGCACUUCACUUGUUAUUACAGCUGCAGAGGAUAAGAUUCUGGUGGCAGACAAAUCUGGUGAUGUCUAUUCGUACUCAAUAACAGAACCACAAGCAGAGGGCAAAUUUGAACUGGGUCACUUGUCCAUGCUACUGGAUGCGGCACUGAGUCCCAAUGACCGUUAUAUCCUAACUGCAGAUAGAGAUGAGAAGAUCAGAGUCAGUUUGACUAAGGCUCCUUACAACAUUGUAUCUUACUGUCUGGGACAUGAAGAGUUUGUAAGCAGAAUAUUUGUAGUACCCAACUAUCCUGAUCUUCUGUUGUCAGCUUCUGGGGAUUGCACUCUAAGACUUUGGAAGUAUGAAACUGGGGAAGAGGUAUACUGCUGUCAGCUGAGCAGCAUCUGUGGGUCUGAGACAACCAAAAUGGAGCAGAAAUAUAUUGUCUCAAGAAUAGCCUACUGCUGUCAAGGAAGUUAUGUUGCCAUACUGUGUGACUGUAUUCCCACAGUCUACAUCUUUCAGCUUGAUGCCGUUGCCCAGCAGCUAGUUUACAGAGAGCAAAUCUCUUUGAAGCAUAAAUGUUGGGACAUUGCAUUUGAGGAAACAGGAGAAAUCUGGAUUCUACAGGAAGACAGUGAAGCCCCUCUUCAGUUGUACAGACCAUGUGAUGGACAGUGGAAGUCUGUAACUGACGAUGAAGAAUUGCAGAGGAUGUCUAAAUAUCUUCUUGACAACUGGACAGCAUUUGAAGGGUUUGUUGGUGCAGAGAGCCACUACAGCAGUCUCUACAAGGCUUCGUUUGAUAACAUGGCUGUCUACCUACAGAGGAAAGAGGAAAGGAUACAGAAGCAGAAAAAGAAAAGGCAGAAUCUGCAACAUGAUGCUAAUGGACAAACCAAAAAAAUCAAAGCAGAAGAAUCAUCACUCUGACACUGUUCGUUGUUGGCUUGUAACUUUUGCCUUGCUGAAAGGAACUGAUUGGGCUGUAGACUGUUUUUAAAUGGAAAAGGAUUAAUGGAAGAAGAUUUGUUUAAACUCAAAUUCAAGUUUUCAGGCAGCCCACUGUGGCAAUAUCCCGCUUGCAGCAGCUAUUUUAUGUACUGUAUGUCUAAGCUUCUAAGAGCGUAAAAAUGUCAGCAUUUCAGUCCUAGGGAUCUCUGAUGCAUGACGUAUUGGUGGUUUUCCCUGAAGCAGGAUUUUCCUUUUGCCUACUGUGUUCAGGCUUGUAUCUUCAGGUGAAAGUGCAGUGACUAAAAUUGACAUAAUAUUUUUUUUCUUUUUUUUUAAAUUCAGUUAGUUAAUGUAACUAGCACAGCAUAACUGGCUAUGGGAAAGGGACUAUUGCAAAAUUCUUGAUGUCUGUGAAAGGUUUUAGCUGAGGCUAAACCAUCUGUUUUUAUCCUUUAUCUUCUGUUUAAUGUGGUCAGACUUCUGCCUGGCUUCAAUUCAAUGCUUCUCUUUGGAGGAAGAAGUGCAGAAAUAGGUUUUACACACUGAAAAGUAAAAGUGAAAAGUGUCAGUCAACUUCAUGCUAUUGGAAGAUUCUUCUGUUGCAAUAUGAUUCCAGUCUGUCUCUGAAGAUGAUUUGAAAGGCCUGUGAGCAAUGCUUGGGAGUGUGUUCUGCUUCAUUCAACAAGAACUCUUUCAUGUUGCAAUUAGCCAAGAGGCACAUCUUUUUGAAAAGUUAUCAGUGAAAGCCUUCAGGGGUCAAUUGCUGCUUCAUCACAGGGCAGAAGAUAUGUGUUCAUCUACCAGAUGGCAUCCUGGCUGUAUGAAAUACUUCAGCUGAGACUGUAAAAUCCAGGUGUUGAUAUCUGUACAGUUCAUUAAAGACACUCAGAAUUAGCCUUUGAAUCAUAA
Messenger RNA from Meleagris gallopavo (turkey), 2034 nucleotides. NCBI's taxonomy places the organism in Eukaryota, Metazoa, Chordata, Aves, Galliformes, Phasianidae. The record is from RefSeq and is a predicted model, not a curated record.